Solenopsis invicta (red fire ant) is the source of this 1277-nucleotide messenger RNA. Its product is annotated as protein ALP1-like. The record is from RefSeq and is a predicted model, not a curated record. The coding region runs from base 18 to 788 and encodes 256 amino acids. NCBI's taxonomy places the organism in Eukaryota, Metazoa, Arthropoda, Insecta, Hymenoptera, Formicidae. The transcript has a single exon.
AAGCCAAAGUAAUAUUGAUGCAAUCGGGCCUAAAUGUAUUUGUUUGCACAAAAGUAAAUAACACAAACAUUUUUUUUCAGUGUCCUAAUAAUGCAGGCUCUUCUUAUUUUAAUUAUAAGCAUACUCACAGUAUUGUUUUACUUGGAAUUUGUAAUGCCAACUAUUGUUUUACAUAUGUUGAUAUUGGCGCUUAUGGUCGACGUAGUGAUGGUGGCAUUUUUAAAGAUUCUCUCAUAGGUCAAAAGUUUCAUAAUAAUGAAAUGAAUUUACCACAACCAAGACCUUUAACAUCAAAUGGAGAAUCAUUAUCUUAUGUUCUUGUUGGUGAUGAAGCUUUCCAGUUAACAAAUUAUUUACUUCGGCCUUACCCUGGAAAAAAUUUAACCGAACAACGAACAAUUUAUAAUUACCGUCUUAGUCGUGCAAGAAGAACAAUAGAAAACACUUUUGGUAUUAUAGUAAGCCGCUGGAGAAUUUUAAAACGACCUAUUAUUUGUAACAUUGAAAAAUCAAUGAAGAUUGUUCAAGCAAUUGUGUGUCUUCACAAUUGGAUACGAAAACAAGACAUAGAUGUAAAUCAAUAUGUAACGCCGACGCUGAUUGAUAGAGAAGAUUCCGAGGGUUUUAUUCCUGGUUGUUGGAGAGAAGAUAUGCACAAUAGUGCCUUAAUAAAUAUAAAUAAAACUGGUAGUAAUAAUUGUUCUCGUAACGCUAUGGAAAUUCGUGAACAAUUUUGUAAAUGUUUUAAUAACGAAGGAGCUGUACCGUGGCAAUAUGACCGCUGCUAAAUACAUGUUAAAAUAAAAUAAACAUUGAAAUUGGGUAUUCAAUAUAAAAGUUGUUUUAUUUCUAACAAAAAUGUUUGAUUGCAUCUCGUCCGUUAUAUGUUUAGAAAUAUACUUAAAAUACUUAAAAAUAAAAUAAUAAUUGCAAUGAAAACAAAACAAAGCCAUAUAUGUAUGUAUACAUAUAACAAUAAAAUAAAAUAAAAAUCGUAAAUCAAAUAAAUGUCACAAAACAAAACAAUUCUUAAUUUUAUGUGACUUAGUAAAAAAUAAAUGAUGUUUUUACUUAUAUUCUCUAAUUAAUGCUCUAUAUGUAAUAUCAUAUAUUUCUUGCAUUACAUCUAAUUGCACUCGAAGCGACAUUCGUUUUAAACGAUGUCCUACACUUGACAAAAAUGAAUCUAUUUCAUCUGGUACUGGAGGUGGGGGUAAAAGCAAAUCAUUGUUGGAUUUGCAAACAGCAUCAGCAAUUCUGUCGAGUGCAUCCUUCGU